This is a messenger RNA of Marchantia polymorpha subsp. ruderalis, 3744 nucleotides long. The record is from the annotation of a GenBank genome assembly. NCBI's taxonomy places the organism in Eukaryota, Viridiplantae, Streptophyta, Marchantiopsida, Marchantiales, Marchantiaceae.
CUGAAUUCAUUCCUUCCACCCUCAAAGAGACGCAGUUCGAACCCUCAUCUCCUCUCCUCUCCUCUCCUUGUGACGUGGUUCGUCUGUCCAACCUCGUUGUUAGACUAGGUUCCGGUUCCUGCAUCGACUCGGUUCUAGAUCUGCGACUGCGACUGCGACGAGAAGGAGGAACGUGGGGUGGGGCGGGGAGAGUGCGAGGGAGGCGCGUAUACAUUAGAGCCCGAAGAAGGAGCGCUGCCGCUGCACUUCUCCCCGCGCCACGUGAGGGACAGGGAGGAGGGGAGAGAGAUUGAGCGCCGAGGUGACAGGUUUCCGAGGUCGUCGAGGCAUUGGGGCGUCGAUCGAUUGGGAAAAAGCGCAGUUUCUUGGGCAGAUCGGUGGUGAUUUCGUCGGCAGCAGUCGAGGAAGAAGAAUCGAGCGGGAAGGAAAAAAGCGGGCGCAGAGGCGGAGCGAGAGAUUAGAGAGAGAUGGAGUCUCUGAUUUGCAGGGCGAGCAAUGUGGUGAUUUCGUGCGGGGCGAUUCGAGGGGAAGUGGGCGGCGUGUCGGGGGGCACGCAGGAGAAGGAGAAGAAGGCGAAAGUGGUCGACAAGGCGCGAGUGGGCGAGAAGGCGUCGCCGGCCUCGGCUGCCGCUGCGGCCUCGAGCGCGAGCGGCGGAGGAGGGCGAAGCUACACGAGCCUGGCGCCUCUGCCGUUUCCGCCCGCUCGAUCGUUGGUGCCGGCGCCCUUGCGCUUCCUCUGGUUCUCGAACAGCGGCAAGAACGAGGAGCCCGGGAGCAGCAGCGGUAGCAGCGGAGGCGCGAGGGAUGGCAGGCCGAAGGAUUCGACACCCCGGAAUGGCGAUGGGGAUGUUGAUGGCGCCGCGCAGCCCGAUGGUGGCGCUGCUGCGGAGAGCGAGCAGCCCUCGGAGGACGCCGAGAGCCGAAGUAGAAUGCCGGGGGCUGGCGAGGAGGGUUUGACGAGCAUGGGAUUGCUGGACGCGGAGACGGAGCGGGAGAGGAGAAUCGACGCGAUUAUUGACGGAUCCGUGCGGGAGCUCGGCAAAUUUGAGAACGGGAAUGCUGCCAAGAGGUGGAUCCAGAAUUUGCUCAGCGUCAACUUCCUCAAGAAGAGUCCCCGCAUCGAGGUCAAGGUCCCGUCGCUCGAGGAAGCCCCGGCUGCCGAUGACCUUCAGGCUGCUAUUGGGGCGGUCGGCAUCGCCGCGUCCCCUUCGAGCGUCUCUGCCAGUUGCGAGACUAUCGUCUCCGUGGCCGAUGAAAGCGCUCCGGCCGGAGCCAAGCAGACCGCGAGGUGUGUCGGUUGCGAGGCCGAGAUCGGGAACAGUUGUGCAGUCGAUCCCGCUGCCAAUCCUCUGUCCACUCUCGAAGUGGCCCAUCUCAAUGUUACUCAUGAUCUCGAGUCUUUCUCCAAGUUUUUGCACCAAGUCCCGCUGUCGGAGUUGAGAAUUAUCUCCCAGACUUCGUACUUGAGCAAUUUGGCGUACGUCAUUCCCGAAAUUCAGGCAGGUGAACUGGCCAGAAUUCACCGUCUUGUGUUCGUUACUUCAUCCAUAGAGAUCAAAGCCAAAGCACUUGCAGAAGAAAAAGAAGCCGCCGCUGCUAAAGGGGAGACCGACAAGAGUGAAGCACAAAGUGAAGCCAAACAAGAAUUUUACUUAAGUCCCGCAUCUGCAUAUGCACUUGCUGCCGCCGCCGCGUCUUUCCUAAAAUCAGAGAAGAAAUCUAGACAAGCAGCUCCGCAAAAGAGUAUGGGUGAUUCAUCAGAUCAGACUACAGGUACGAAAUCUGGCGAAACAACAGAAAACGAAGGUCUGGCAGGUCCCAAUACAGAUGUUAUUCAAUCGUCAAGCUCGAAGGCCUCGGGGGAAGGCGAAAAAUCCGAAAAGUCCCAAGGCGAUCGGGAGGAAGUUCCAGACAUGCCUUCGUUCAUGCGUCCAGUUACAUCCGUUGUUUCAGCUGAAAAAGAAACCAAACAAGCCAUGGCUAAAAAUCUUCGUUCUCUACAUACUUGUCCUUGCGAAUGGUUCGCGGUGGAUGAAAAGAGCGGCCCCACUCGGAUUUUCAGCAUUCAGGGUUCGGAAUCCUUUGCAUCCUGGCAAGCGAAUCUGUUGUUCGAACCGAUAGAAUUCGAGAAUUCUGGUCUGGGAGUUAUGGUCCAUCGGGGUAUAUAUGAAGCUGCCAAGGGUUUAUACGAGCAGGUUCUUCCUUACGUUUUGGAGCAUCUGAAAACUCACGGCGAAAGCGCACGCAUCCGUUUUGCGGGGCAUUCGUUGGGCGGCAGUUUAGGCAUGCUACUUUCUCUCAUGUUACACGUUCGUGGUGUGUUGAAUACCAGCAACCUCCUCCCUGUGUACACCUAUGGAGCACCGUACAUCAUGUGCGGUGGAGACUAUCUACUGAAAAAAUUGGGCCUCCCUUUGACACAUGUUCAAAGUAUAGUUAUGCACAGGGAUAUUGUGCCUAGAACUUUUGCAUGCAACUACCCGGACCAUGUGGCGGAAGUCCUGCGGCGUGUCAAUGGCACAUUUCGCGACCACUCGUGUCUCGUACGCCAGCGGCUUCUGUAUGCACCGAUGGGACAGUUGAUGGUGUUGCAACCAGACCAACGACAAGCUUCCUUCCAUCCGCUGCUUCCGUCAGGAAGCGGGUUGUACCUGAUCAAACACCGCAGCCACAACGAGAACAAGACAGCUGACGGAUCCGUACCAUCUCGCGAAGUUGAAGUCCGAGCCGCUCAAAGAUCAUUCUUGAACCAGCCUCAUCCUCUCGAAAUUCUCAGCGAUCCAGGUUCCUAUGGUUCAGAGGGAUCCAUCUCAAAGCAUCACGACCCUCGCAACUACUACGCUGCCAUCAACAGCGUCUUGCGGUCUGAGAUGAGAAGGUGGAGACGCAUCCAGCGGGAGCGAAGACGUCAGCUAUGGUGGCCUUUGGUCAGUGCAGAAUCCUCGCAUGUUCUUGAAGCUGGAGCAAAAUCGGGGGUGAUUACCGAGCAGGGCCCAUCCAAGGGUGUGAAAAUCAGUCAGGGUAUGGUGUGCGGCCCAACCGGGCAAGGGCACUUUGUGAGUGACUUAGCUGCUGGACGAGCCACCUUUCCUAUCUCGGUUUCCGAAUCUUGCAAGGGCAGGUUCAGCAGAUACAAGAGUUUGAUUGCCUCGCAGCAUGUGCAUAUGGGAAUGCUGCUCAUUUUGUCAGCCAGGAUGCUUAUAGUACAGGGUUUCUCAGUAGUUCUAGCCUGGGUGUGAUAGCCUGGGCUGGGCAGCAGUGACAGACUGUGUUAUUGUGUUCUGCCGAACGGAGUGUCCCCUCAGUGAUAUUAUUCAACCAUGAUUAUUCAUGCCAAGACCGCCGUCGGUCCAUGUUCGCCCAGCUCAUCGCUGGAAGUCUCCUCCUAUUCUUUGCGUUGCAGGUACCGAGAAGGAACCGCCGAAACUAACUCUCGACACCUUCCUUCUGUGACGAGACCCUGAAAAUUAGGAAUUUACUUGUCCCCCAUAGUUAAACUUUAUCAUUCAUUUCUGCAAUAGUGCAGAGAAUUUUGUACAUAAGAGACCACCGUGCGCCAUCAACGUGUGUAUGUGUGAGUGUUAUGGUAUGAGAGUUAUGGAGUCCUUCCAGCUUCCUUCGCUUUUGCUUUUCUCAUCGUGUUCCCGACGACUUGGCAUCCCGGCAGCCUCUGGAUUCCAUAAAUUUUUUAUUGAGAAUAUCGGCGUGGCAUGUUUCUGGCCCUGAAAUCAAAUUUUCACUGAG